AUGGAAGCAUCAAAAGUGAUAGACACUCCUAUUUCCACUGAUACUCGACUGGACAUGGAUGAGUCUAGAUCUCCUGUAAAUCAAACUAUGUACAGAGGCAUUAUUGGGUCUUUUCUCUACCUCACUACCAGCAGACAUGAUAUUGUCUUAAGUGUGGGGCAAUGCGCAAGGUUUCAGUCAAAUCCCAAGGAAUCUCAUCUGAAGGCUACAAAAAGAAUUUUGACAUAUCUUAAGGGAACACAUGACAUGGUCCUGUACUACCCCUCAGGUGAUAAUUUUAAUCUUAUUGGGUAUGUUGAUGCUGACUAUGUUGGUUAUCUUAUGGAUAGGAAAAGUACUUCCGGAAUGGCUAACUUUCUAGGAUCAUGUCUCAUCUCAUAG
Molecule: messenger RNA, 381 nt
Organism: Nicotiana tabacum (common tobacco)
Lineage: Eukaryota; Viridiplantae; Streptophyta; Magnoliopsida; Solanales; Solanaceae
Product: secreted RxLR effector protein 161-like
Source: RefSeq, a predicted model, not a curated record